Molecule: messenger RNA, 1183 nt
Organism: Mizuhopecten yessoensis (Yesso scallop)
Lineage: Eukaryota; Metazoa; Mollusca; Bivalvia; Pectinida; Pectinidae
Exons: 2
Coding region: 156-1103 (315 amino acids)
Molecular function (GO): protein binding
Source: RefSeq, a predicted model, not a curated record
AAAUAUGAAUUGAAGUGUUUAUUAACUUAUAUAAAUACGGUAAUAUGCACCAAUCGUACAGCAUGCCAACUAUCUUAUCUUUUGAAGAAUAACGUUUCGCUACUGCCGAAGACAAUUUAAUCAUUUCGCAUUCGCCAUUUGUACACAGUGUGAUCAUGUUGCCCUGUCUGCUGUUUCUGGUGAUUGGAAUGGUUGGGGGGGAAACAUGUGAUGUGGUAUUCCAGGACUCCACCCACACCACGGACAGUAUUAAGGAGUGCAUUACGUCAAUGAUGCAGGACUUUUUAAGCGAAUUCGAAUCCGCACGAAAGUCUGAUGUCAAGCUGAUUAAGAGCAUGCAUAUAGAAAUUGAAAAUCUUAAAGCUGACAAUCUGAUAAAUCGAAAAGAAAUUGAUCAGCUGAAAUAUGCCUAUCAGAAACAAGAGCAGCAAUACCAACAGCUACGCACCGAGUCAACUGAACGCGCGGACAUAAUAGACAGUUUGAAAAUGAAAUUGGACAAUAUAACCCUAGAAAGUGGUUACAUUGAGGACAACAAUGACAUUUUUGCUAAAGCUGCUUAUACGAAAACCAACAAGAGAUCCGAGAUACCUUCUUUGUUUACGUCACGGACGCACCGGACACCGGUGAGAGAUGAACACGAGGACCCUUCACCAAGUAUACACGUCCCUAGACAAUUCGCCAGUGUGUCCUUCAAUAAUUCAGAGAUAACUCCUGUAGCGUUCCAUGCCAUCCUUGCUCAUCAGGUUAUAGAUCCCGGCAAUGACCACGAACUCUCCUUCGAGCACGUCAUCACCAAUACUGGUAACUACUACAGCCAUAACACUGGAGCGUUCACAGCCUACCAACCCGGUUCGUACGUCUUCACGUGGGAAAUAACGGCGUCUACGUCCCAGUUUAUUGAUACUCACUUGCUUAGAAAUGGUGAUGUAGUCGGAUCCAUAAGGACUUGGGGCUACUCUGGUUCAGGCAGUACAUCGAGUGGGACAGCCGUCCUUGCACUCGAUAGUCGGGAUGAAGUUUUGGUGCGAGUUGGCGACCACACUUCGGGAGCUGAUGUCUUGCCGACGUACACGAUGUUCUCGGGUUUCAGAUUGUGCUGAACUACAGUUAGAUGUAAUGCGUUUAGAAACACAAACUUGUAGAUAAAGUUAUAUGACUAUGGAAAUAAAUGCUUUGGUUU